AUGGGAAGAGGAAAGAUAUUGAUUAGAAGGAUAGAUAAUUCAACAAGUAGGCAAGUGACUUUCUCUAAGAGAAGGAAUGGGUUGUUGAAGAAAGCAAGGGAGUUAUCUAUCCUUUGCGAUGUUGAGGUCGGUUUGAUCAUCUUUUCUAGCACCGACAAGCUUUACGAUUAUGCCAGCACUAGCAUGAAAUCUGUCAUCGAUCGCUACAACAACCAAAAAGAACAUCAUCAACUAAUGAAUCCCGCUUCUGAAGUCAAGUUUUGGCAAAGGGAGGCAGCAAGCUUGAGGCAACAACUACAACACUUGCAAGAAUACCACAGGAAAUUGAUGGGAGAAGAACUAUCUGGUUUAAGUGUCAAAGAUCUACAGAACCUGGAAAACCAACUUGAAAUGAGUUUGAAAAGUGUCCGUAUGAAAAAAGUAUGACAGCUUCAGAAUUGGAUGAAAUUUUUACCUAUAGCAUUCAAGAUCAGAUGAUAAUAUUUAAUGCAACUGCUCCUCUGUUAUUUUUUUCUUGUAGGACCAAAUUCGAACAGACGAAAUCAAAGAGCUAAACAGCAAGGUUUCUUUGAAAGUUUUGCUGCAAUUUUAUUUUUUCAGAUUUACAUCUGUAGAUAUUUUCUGGUUGUGUAAUUUUCCUUUAUUCAA
This is a messenger RNA of Durio zibethinus, 648 nucleotides long. RefSeq names its product MADS-box transcription factor 23-like. NCBI's taxonomy places the organism in Eukaryota, Viridiplantae, Streptophyta, Magnoliopsida, Malvales, Malvaceae. Gene Ontology annotation, cellular component: nucleus. Gene Ontology annotation, molecular function: protein dimerization activity; DNA-binding transcription factor activity; RNA polymerase II transcription regulatory region sequence-specific DNA binding. The record is from RefSeq and is a predicted model, not a curated record. Gene Ontology annotation, biological process: positive regulation of transcription by RNA polymerase II.